Messenger RNA from Monascus purpureus, 2504 nucleotides. Lineage: Eukaryota; Fungi; Ascomycota; Eurotiomycetes; Eurotiales; Aspergillaceae. The record is from the annotation of a GenBank genome assembly.
CUGGCCGUGUCUUCCUUCUGCUUCUUCUCUUUCUUUCUUGUGUCAAUCUCUUCUCCCUCUGACAACUUGUCAUUUCUCCCUUUCCUGCUUUCUUCUGGACAGCAGUUCUCCUUUUUUUGUACUCUGUGAGAAGAGUCCACUGUCUAUCCUUCCCUGGUUCAGUUGAACUUCUGACUAGGACAGUGAAGGAUUGUGCUUUUAUUUCUCUUGUCCAUCUCUUCUGAGCUUUAUUCUUUCCUUUCCUAGUAUUGGUAAAGAUACAGCUCAUUACACAGCUUCAUAUCGUCACAAUGGCGCGUCAUGUAGGGCGCAAUAACGCGUCCAAGCCCUUCACAGCUUGGACAACCAUAUUCUAUUUACUCCUUGUUUUCAUUGCUCCUCUGGCAUUCCUAGGCACUGCACACGCUGAAAAAGACCAAGCUCCUCUACAAGAGAACUAUGGACCUGUCGUUGGUAUUGACUUGGGAACCACAUACUCCUGUGUUGGAAUUAUGCAGAAUGGCAAGGUCGAGAUCCUUGUAAACGACCAAGGAAACCGUAUCACCCCGUCAUACGUGGCUUUUACAGAUGAGGAACGUCUGGUCGGUGACGCUGCGAAGAAUCAAUACGCAGCUAACCCGAGAAGGACCAUUUUCGACAUCAAGCGUUUGAUCGGUCGCAAGUUCGACGACAAGGACGUCCAGAAGGACAUCAAGAACUUCCCCUUCAAGGUUGCCAACAAGGAUGGCAAGCCCGUUGUCCGGGUCGACGUCAACAACACUCCCAAGGACCUGACCCCCGAGGAGGUGUCCGCCAUGGUUCUUGGAAAGAUGAAGUCGAUCGCUGAGAGCUACCUUGGAAGAGACGUUACUCAUGCCGUUGUCACCGUUCCUGCCUAUUUCAACGACGCCCAGAGACAGGCCACCAAGGAUGCCGGUACCAUCGCCGGUCUUAAUGUCCUUCGUGUCGUUAACGAACCUACUGCCGCCGCUAUCGCAUAUGGACUUGACAAGACCGGUGAUGAGCGCCAGGUCAUCGUCUAUGACCUUGGCGGUGGUACCUUCGAUGUCUCUCUUCUCUCAAUUGAUAAUGGUUUCUUCGAGGUUUUGGCUACUGCCGGUGACACUCACCUGGGUGGUGAAGACUUUGACCACCGUGUCAUGGACUACUUCGUUAAGCUCUACAACAAGAAGAAUGACGUCGAUAUCACCAAGUCUCCUAAGACUAUGGGUAAGCUGAAACGUGAGGUCGAAAAGGCCAAGCGAACUUUGUCUUCCCAGAUGUCCACUCGCAUUGAAAUCGAAGCCUUCCACGAAGGCAAUGAUUUCUCUGAGACCUUGACUCGUGCCAAGUUUGAAGAGCUGAACAUGGAUUUGUUCAAGAAGACCCUGAAGCCUGUUGAGCAGGUCCUCAGGGAUGCCAAAGUCAAGAAGUCUGAAAUCAAUGACAUUGUUCUUGUUGGUGGCUCUACCCGUAUCCCCAAGGUCCAGGCUCUUCUGGAGGAGUUCUUUGGUGGCAAGAAGGCUAGCAAGGGUAUCAACCCCGAUGAGGCCGUCGCUUUCGGUGCUGCCGUUCAAGGUGGUGUCCUUUCUGGAGAGGAGAGUGCCAGCGGAAUCGUUCUUAUGGAUGUCAACCCCCUGACUCUCGGUAUCGAGACCACUGGCGGUGUGAUGACAAAGCUCAUCCCUCGUAACACCGUUGUCCCCACCCGUAAAUCGCAGAUCUUCUCUACCGCGGCUGAUAACCAGCCAACCGUCUUAAUCCAAGUUUAUGAGGGCGAACGUUCAUUGACCAAGGACAACAAUCUUCUCGGCAAGUUCGAGCUUACCGGUAUCCCGCCAGCACCUCGUGGUGUUCCUCAGAUUGAGGUUUCCUUUGACCUUGACGCCAACGGUAUUCUGAAGGUCCACGCCAGCGACAAGGGCACUGGCAAGGCCGAGUCUAUCACAAUCACCAACGACAAGGGUCGCCUCUCUCAGGAGGAAAUUGACCGGAUGGUGGCCGAGGCUGAGCAGUACGCUGAAGAGGAUAAGGCCGUUAAGGCCAAGAUUGAGGCCCGCAACUCGUUGGAGAACUACGCGUUCAGCCUCAAGAACCAAGUUAAUGACGAGAAUGGUCUAGGUGGUCAUAUCGAUGAAGAUGACAAGCAGACCAUCCUGGACGCGGUUAAGGAGGCGGCCGAUUGGCUGGAGGAGAACGCGGGAACCGCCACGACGGAAGACUUUGAGGAACAGAAGGAACGUCUUUCCAACGUCGCGUACCCGAUUACCAGCAAGCUUUACGGCGGCGCUGCUCCUCCGGAGGAUGAAGAUAGCGAGCCUAGCGGACAUGACGAAUUGUAAGAUAUUGACUUAGAUUGGGUUCUUACGGAGUUUGUGACAUUAGUUUUCUGUGAUUUGCAAAAUUCUAUGACAUUGGGAGCGGCAAUGGCUGCCCAUAUUGUGUUCUUUCAUGGGCAUUAAGGAAAUAGUAUGAUACCUUGAGAUUUGAAGUUUCUGGACGAUAAAUUAAUGUCUAUCUUUUCA